AUGAGGGUUAUCACACUAGUGCUAUUAGUUAGUUUAUUGGCAACAGUUGUUACCAGUUCUUCAAGAAGUAAAUCUGGAUCAAUGGAUAAAAGCUCUAAAGAAAGAUCGAGUAACGAACGUUCGGGAAACCAUGAGACUAAAUCAACAGGAAAAGAUGAUGUCGAUUCAAAGUCGUCAGAUGAUUACACUGAAGGAUCAGACAAGGUCAAAGGUUCGGAACAAAAUUCUUCGACUAAAUCAAAAAGUUCGAAGACAUCUAACAAUCACAGCGUUAUGGAGGCAAAGGAAUCAACAGGCUCAAAAAGUGUAGAAUCAAAAACAUCUAGAAAAAGUGUAGGAAAGGAAUCAAGCGAGUCAAAAAUGUCUGUCAAAACCUCCGGUAAAGAUGAUGAAGGCAAUUCCAAGGAAUCGAACGAUGCAUCCAAAAAUAGUGGCGUUAUUGGGGCAAAGGGAUCGACAAGUUCAAAAAGUGCAGAAUCAAAAACACCUGAAAAUAGUUUUGGUAAAACAUCAAGUGAAUCGAAAAUGUCUGCCAAAACCUCGGGUAAAGAUGUUGAAGGCAAAUCCAAGGAAUCGAACGAUGCAUCCAAAAAUAGUGGCGUUAUUGGGGCAAAGGGAUCGACAAGUUCAAAAAGUGCAGAAUCAAAAACACCUGAAAAUAGUUUUGGUAAAACAUCUAGUAAAUUGAAAAUGUCUGCCAAAACCUCGGGUAAAGAUGAUAAAAAUAAGUCCAAGGAAUCGAACGAUGUAUCCGACAACAGCGGCGUUAUUGGGGCUGCGGGAUCUGCAAGACUUAGUGCAAAGAGUGCAGAAUCAAAAACAUCUGGAAAUAGUGUUGGUAAAACAUUAAGUAAAUCAAAAAUGUCUACCAAAACCUCGGGUACAGUUGAUGAAAGCAAGUCCAAGAAAUCUGGAGGUUCAUCCAACAAAGCAUCGCAAACCAAAAGUAUUAAGUCCAUGAAAAGCAAAAGUGAAUUGAAAAGGAAAACAUUUUCAAAAUCCGGCGAAAACAAAAUAAGUAUGGAAUCAGGAAACAAUGACGGAACAAUAAAUAAGUCGAUUGUAAAUGAAAACAGUAAGCAAUCUAAGACAGACAUGGAGAAAAGCAAAUCAAAGUCUUCCGAAAGUAUUUACAAAUCAAAGGAAACCACAAACAAGCAAAUGGAUAAAACUUUAUCCAAAACCAAAACACUCGAUAAUGACGCUGAGAAGUCAUCCUAA
Molecule: messenger RNA, 1221 nt
Organism: Ruditapes philippinarum (Manila clam)
Lineage: Eukaryota; Metazoa; Mollusca; Bivalvia; Venerida; Veneridae
Product: sericin 1-like
Exons: 1
Coding region: 1-1221 (406 amino acids)
Source: RefSeq, a predicted model, not a curated record